AUGAAGAAGCGCGGAAAGUUGCCUAAAGAGGUUACAGAGACGUUGAAAACUUGGCUGAUGGCGCACAAGUCCCAUCCAUAUCCCACUGAAGAUGAGAAGAAGAUGCUCUGCGACAAAACGCAAUUGAACAUGAGCCAGGUGUCGAAUUGGAUGAUAAAUGUAAGAGGUUGUCUGUUGUAUCGGUUUGGGCUGCGGCGCUAA
Molecule: messenger RNA, 201 nt
Organism: Cantharellus anzutake
Lineage: Eukaryota; Fungi; Basidiomycota; Agaricomycetes; Cantharellales; Hydnaceae
Exons: 1
Coding region: 1-201 (66 amino acids)
Biological process (GO): regulation of transcription by RNA polymerase II
Molecular function (GO): RNA polymerase II cis-regulatory region sequence-specific DNA binding; DNA-binding transcription factor activity, RNA polymerase II-specific
Source: RefSeq, a predicted model, not a curated record